UUUCCGGGGUUUUCUUUUCAAUACAAGCCGUGAAGCAUGCUAGCGAGUCCAACAGUUAAAGACCGAGAAGUGCCAAUAUGUCUGCUGACUUGUAGCUGUAUUUUUUAGGGGCAGAGUCAGCGUGCUCUGAAAUGACUUAAAAAAAGCGGUAGCUUUAGCGUAUUGGUGGAACAUAAGGUUAAAUAUACGGCAGACGAUGAUAGAACCGGAGCUACUAACCGAGGUCCCUGCAGCACUGAAGCGACUAGCCAAGCAGGUCGUCAGGGGUUUCUAUGGAGUUGAACAUGCCUUGGCCCUGGAUGUGCUGAUCCGCAACCCAUGUGUACGUGAAGAGGACAUGCUGGAGUUGCUCAAGUUUGACCGUAAACAGCUGCGCUCAGUACUGAACACAUUGAAGGCAGACAAGUUUGUCAAGUGCCGCAUGAGAGUGGAGACUGCUCCUGAUGGCAAGACAACACGACACAACUACUAUUUCAUCAACUACAGGGUACUGGUCAAUGUGGUCAAGUAUAAAUUGGAUCACAUGCGACGGCGCAUUGAAACAGAUGAGCGAGACUCCACCAACCGUGCCUCCUUCCGGUGCCCCUGCUGCUUCUCCACCUUCACAGAUCUAGAGGCCAACCAACUGUUUGACCCUAUGACAGAUACAUUUCGUUGCACCUACUGCCAGACAGAGGUAGAAGAGGAUGAGUCUGUGUGUCCCGAUGCCAGGACACUGGUGGCACGCUUCAACGAGCAGAUUGAGCCCAUCUAUGCGCUGCUGCGUGAGACCGAAGAUGUCAACUUGUCCCAUGACCUGCUUGAGCCUGAGCCAGCUGAGAUUCCUGCCCUCAAACAGAGUCGUGAACGUAAUGCAGCAUCUGGAGGAAACUCUGCAAGCGGCCCACAUCGUGAAGCCUGGUCUAACAAAGGCUCAUCCUAUGAAGACCUCUACACCCAGAAUGUGGUCAUCAGCAUGGAGGAGCAGGAAGAACAGCAGAAGCAGGCCAAUGAGGGCAAGGCAUCUAAGGAGAGGCCCAUCUGGUUGACCCAGAGCACCGUGCAGGGGGCUUACAAUGAGCCUGACAUCCUCAGGAACCAUGGAGAUGUUGUACCUGGAGCCCAAGAGGGAGCAGGUCUUGGAAUUAGUCAGUCAGAUGAAAAUGAGGAAGUGAUGCGCGCCCUGCUAAUCCAUGAGAAGAGAGGUGUGGCAGGUGGAGGUGUAGGUGGAGCGAGUGCCGCUACCAGGGGGCUCGCUUCCGCCACAGCCAAUGCCAGCGACUCGGACAGCGACACCAGCGAAUCAGAUGACGAGACUCCCUCAAAUCCUCCACCUGCUGCUCAGCAUCGGGCAAAUGAGGAGGAGGAAGACGACGACGAUGAGUUUGAGGAGGUCGGGGAUGAGCCGAUGGUGAUGGUGGGAGGCCGGCUGUGCACAUACCGAGAGGUCAGCCAGAGACCGGAGCUCGUGGAGCAGAUGUCUGCACAGGAGAAGGAGGCUUACAUUGAAAUGGGACAAAACCUCUUCCAGGACAUGUACUACUGAACAUACACACACACACACACACACACACACACACACACACACACACACACACACACACACGUAUAUUUUCAUACAUUUACACACACAAUGAACCGUUUGGAAGGAUGGACUUUGAGUACUUCUGCUGUCUCACCCUGUCAGUUGUGAUAUCCAAUAUCCAAUUUGUGGACACAAACUGCUCAAGGAAAAAAGUAUUUACAGUUUUCUUCAUAAGAACUAAGGACUCUGACAGUGUUGACAAGCGAUCACACCGAUAGUAUUUCAGCCCAAGUAUUUUUUCAUUCUGAAGUCACCAAACCAGAAGGGAGCGAGCCAGCUCGAGUUUGCCAACUUGUUUUUUGUUAGUCUCUUUGAGUUUAACAGGCUGUCUUACACCAGUCACGUUUUAGCCAUUUCCUUCAGUCGCGCGUCUCUCAUGCAUCUGACAGAACAGAUAUGCUUCAGUUUUAAUCAGUACUGCUGUCUACACACAAACUCAUGUUGUAUGCUUCAUGUCUGUUUUCUUCCAACUCAUGUAUAUCCACAUUAAUUGUGUAUGGGGCUGGGAGCUCUGCCAAAAGACGUCUGAAGCCAUAGCAGUGCUGUGGUUUGAUUGUAAGCAGUGUGAUGCUUAAAGGACUGAAGCUGCUGCUGCUGCUGUUGUUUUUGUGCUGCUGACGUGACAGGCAGCCUGUGUAGACAAGAUGUUUGGUCGAAUAUUUUCUGGUUUUCUGAAACGGGAUCAGACUAGAUUCCACAGCUUCAGGCAAGCAAAAUGAGAAGAUAUGGGUAAAUUGUUGGGGUUUAUAGGAAAGCAUUUGUUAUUCUGAACGACCUGUAAUAA
Molecule: messenger RNA, 2348 nt
Organism: Scatophagus argus
Lineage: Eukaryota; Metazoa; Chordata; Actinopteri; Scatophagidae
Gene: gtf2e1
Product: general transcription factor IIE, polypeptide 1, alpha
Exons: 6
Coding region: 197-1525 (442 amino acids)
Biological process (GO): transcription open complex formation at RNA polymerase II promoter; transcription initiation at RNA polymerase II promoter
Cellular component (GO): transcription factor TFIIE complex
Source: RefSeq, a predicted model, not a curated record